Caenorhabditis briggsae is the source of this 4488-nucleotide messenger RNA. The transcript has 10 exons. The record is from RefSeq and is a predicted model, not a curated record. Lineage: Eukaryota; Metazoa; Nematoda; Chromadorea; Rhabditida; Rhabditidae. Gene Ontology annotation, molecular function: UDP-glucose:glycoprotein glucosyltransferase activity. The coding region runs from base 1 to 4488 and encodes 1495 amino acids. Gene Ontology annotation, cellular component: endoplasmic reticulum.
AUGAACCUUUUUGGUUCACUAUUAAUCAUCUGCCAAGCGGCGUUGGUGGUCGCUGCGGAGAAAAAAGGAGUUCAGACGUCACUAAAAGCUAUGAGUUCAUUGCCGAAGAGGGCGAUAAGCAGUUUUGGAAAUUUGUGGAAAUUAUCAAUAAUGAUGCUUCUACGCUCAAAUGGGAGACUUGUAAGGAAUCACCAUCCAACGUGGAUACAAUUUAUCCCUUUUUCAGUGACCGACGAGCAGAAAUACGAUUACACCAUUAAGACAGCGGCAAAAGUGAUUUCUUCAUCUUCGGCCGAUCUUCUGAAGUUUGCCCUCGCUCUUCGUCAAUACUCUCCACGAGUUCAGGCUUUCCAACAGAUGGCUGCGGAAUAUGGAGAGAACUGUCCAGUAUUUGCUGUUGUCGGCGAGCAAGUUUCUUGUGACUACGACAAAUUCGAGCAUCUCAUCAGAGACGCGAAGAAGGCCAGUCACGUUUUGGAGUCGGAUCAUUUUGUAGGAGACAAGAAGUCAAAGAAAGUCGUUAUUCUUUAUGGAGAGCUCGGAACCACCUCGUUUGCUAAGGCAUGGCAGAAACUCACCAAGAGCCAAAAAACUGGACUUAUCUUCCGUCACUUCUCUAAGCACGUCGAGCAAAACGCAGUCUCUCUUUCCGGAUAUGGAGUCGAGCUGGCCAUCAAGAACACCGAGUACAAGGCUGUCGAUGAGAGCAAUGAGAAGAAAAGUGUCGAGGAGGAUGAGACCGAUCUCUUUGGUUUCAACAUUAAGCUGCUCAAGGAGCUUCACCAGGACUCUGUGGAAGCUAUCGAAUCUUUCCGUGUCAACCUCAAAGAAUCUGACGAGCUCACUCCUUUGAAGAGGUGGGAGUUACAAGAUCUUAGCUACCAAGCCGCUCAGAAAAUCGUGAAUGCCGGACCAGCCGAAGCGCUUGGAACCCUUGAAGAGUACUCUCAAAACUUCCCGACCCACGCUCGCGCACUUGCAAAGACCACUGUCAACGAGAAACUCCGCAAGGAAGUUCUCCUGAAUCGCAAGAUACUCGAGGAGUCAGGAAUUGAUGUUGGAGAGACGUCUUUGUACAUUAAUGGAAUCAACCAAGACAUCAACAGUUUGGAUUUGUUCAAGCUUGCUGAUAUGCUGAAGCAAGAGAAUAAACUAGCUGAAGGAUUUCAUAGCAUGGGCAUUAACCGCGAGUACCUCUCAGUUCUAGUUGGCAUGGACACCUCCGACGAAGAAAAAGCCAGCUACGCAGUCGAUCACAGAGAAGGAUACCCAUUCUUCAUUAACAACCUCGACACUGACAAGAAGUACAAGCAAUGGGGAAACAGUGUGAAGCUGAUGCUUCAGCCUUACUAUCCUGGAAUGAUCCGUCCAAUCGCUCGCAACUUGUUCAGUUUGGUCUUCGUUGUGGACCCAAGCACUUCCGACGGCCGAAAGUUCCUUCGUAUCGGACAAACGUUUAAUAGUCACGACAUUGCAAUGAGAAUCGGAUACAUCUUCGCUGUUAACCAAGACUCAAAGGCAAGCGGAGAGAACGAUCUUGGGGUUGCCCUUCUCAACUUGUUCAAUUUUGUCGCUAUCGAUUCGUCCAACGCGGAGGCACUCAAAGUUUUGAACAACUUCCUCGACGGAUACCGCUCCCAAGAGCCAACUGUCGCUGAUUUGAAGGAGUUCUUCGAAGCAAAGUAUGGAGAUGCCAACUUCAAGGAAGUGUUUGGAGCUGACUCUGACUAUGACAAGGGACGCAAGCAUGGGUAUGAGUUCCUUCAAAAGACCGGCCUCAAUUCUGCACCAAAAGUUCUUCUCAAUGGAUUUAUCCUAGACGAGGAAGGUGUUCGUGGCGACAAUAUCGAGGAAACUAUUAUGAUGGAAGUGAUGAAGAUCUCUCCAAAGAUUCAAAGAGCUAUUAUGGAAGGAAAGCUUACUGACAGAAUGAACGUAGGAAAUUGGGUGCUCGAUCAGAAGGAGGUCAUGCCAAGAAUCAAUAAGAGAAUUUUGUCGGCUCCAAGUAAGAAAGUCUACGUUGAUUUGUUGGGAUCCAAGAAUUGCAAGACGUUGAAAGGAUGGGAGACCUUCUCCGACGCUGACAAGGCAGCUUGUCUUCUUCAGACUACAAAAUACCUCCAGAAAGCUGCAACCGACGCCAUCCUGCCUGUUACCUUAUGGACAGUAGCCGAUGCCGAGUCUGUUGAGGGACGUCGUUUCAUCUACAACUCGCUUCAAAUUCUCAAAAACUCUGUCAAAGCCAGAGUCGGAAUCGUUCUCAACCCAGAAAAUGUGGAAAAGAGUUGUGGCGCCAACAGCAUCUCUUCAUACAUCCGUGCCGCUUUGGAACACUUGCCAAUGGAUCAAGCCAAACGUCUCAUUCUCAAGCUCUCUAAUGAAGAAUACGCAGCUGAUUUCCUCUCCGGCAAGAUGACAUUCGAUGAUCUCAGCGUUGGAGGAAUGGAUACCGCUAAAUUCUUGGCGGAUAAGAAGAAAACGGACUGUGAACGCACUCGUGUCGAAGCAGCCCUCGUUCAAAACCUUCUCAGCAUUUCUGCCGGAGAUCGUGUUGUGGUCGGAAACGCCCUUCAAGUUGGACCAUUGGAUAAAGAUGAACACUUCGAUGCUGCUGAUUUCAAGCUUCUCGAAAGCAUGCUUCUCAACCGAGGAGCUGAAGUCAUCUCAUCUCAUCUCAACAAAUGGGAGUUUGCUUCAGCCAACGGUGCGGGAUCCAAUGUCGCUUUCUCUAUUGGAGGUCUUGUUGGAAAGCAUGCAUCAUCUCAAAAAAGAACAUGGGUUAGCAUCAAGGGAGAUGAACACAGCGUGGUCACUCUUCCAGCCGAUGAAGUUGAGAAACCUGCUGUUGAUGUGUUUGCUGUUGUGGAUCCACUCACCUUGGAAGCACAGAAACUGGGAACAAUUCUCCAAUUGAUCAAGAAAGUGACAAACUGUGAUAUCAAACUGAUCAUGAACCCGAAGGACAAGCACUCUGAGCUGCCGCUCAAGAGAUUCUACAGAUAUGCUGCCGCUUCAGAGUUGAGCUUCGAUCAUACUGGAAAGCUCAACACCAAUGUUGUCAGAUUCGACAACUUGCCCAGCAAGCAACUUCUCACGCUGUCUCUCCAAGCUCCAGACUCAUGGAUUGUCGAGGCUGUCUCUGCCAAGUACGAUUUGGACAACAUUAAGAUGGAGCAAGCAUCCGGAGACGUUGUCGCUGUCUUCGCUCUUCAACACCUCCUUCUCGAAGGACAAUGCUUUGACGAAGUGAGCGGGCAACCACCAAGAGGACUUCAAUUUGUUCUCGGAACUGACAAGAACCCCAAACAGUUUGACACCAUCGUCAUGGCUAAUCUCGGAUACUUCCAACUUAAGGCAAACCCAGGAGCAUGGAAAUUGGAGAUUCGUGAAGGAAAGUCAAGUGAGAUCUACAGAAUUGGAUCUCAUGUGGGAGCUGAAAAGAUUGGAGAUGACACACUUCAAGUUGUCAUCGAUUCGUUUACUGGAAAAUCUGUCAGAGUUCGUGUUGAAAAACGAGAGGGCAUGGAAGAGAGAAAUUUGUUGGCCGAUGAUGAAGAAGGAGUUUGGAGCAGUCUUAGCAACCUAGUAUCCAGUAAAGAAAAACCACAAGAGGUCAUCAACGUCUUCUCUUUGGCAUCUGGACACUUGUACGAGCGUUUCAUGAGAAUCAUGAUUGUGUCGGUUAUGAAGAACACUAAGCAUCCCGUCAAAUUCUGGCUUCUCAAGAACUAUCUCUCCCCACAGUUCAAGGAGACCCUUCCAACUCUUGCCAAGCACUAUGACUUCGAGUACGAGCUUGUCGAAUACAAGUGGCCAAGAUGGCUUCACCAACAAAAGGAAAAGCAACGUAUUAUGUGGGGAUUCAAGAUUCUCUUCCUUGAUGUGCUCUUCCCACUUGACGUCGGAAAGGUUAUCUUUGUGGACGCUGACCAAGUGGUUCGUGCCGAUUUGAUGGAGUUGAUGAAGUUUGACCUUGGAAACGCUCCAUAUGGAUAUGUGCCGUUCUGUGAGAGCAGAAAGGAGAUGGAUGGAUUCCGGUUCUGGAAGCAAGGAUACUGGGCGAAUCAUCUCGCUGGCCGACGCUAUCAUAUUAGUGCUCUCUACGUUAUUGAUCUCCAGAAGUUCCGACAAAUUGCCGCUGGUGACCGUCUUCGUGGACAAUAUCAAGGACUCUCUGGUGACCCGAACAGUUUGGCAAACUUGGAUCAAGACUUACCCAACAACAUGAUCCAUCAGGUUAAGAUCAAGUCUCUCCCACAGGAAUGGCUCUGGUGUGAGACAUGGUGUGAUGAUGCCAGUAAGAAGAAUGCCAAGACUAUUGAUUUGUGUAACAACCCUCUGACCAAGGAGCCAAAAUUGGACUCUGCUACCAGAAUCAUCGGAGAAUGGAAAACAUACGAUGACGAGAUCCGAGAGGUCAUCUCUGGAAACUCCCGUUCUGAAAAUGUGAUUUCCGAUCCUGAAGAAGACACUCACACUGAACUUUAA